Molecule: messenger RNA, 2526 nt
Organism: Neocloeon triangulifer
Lineage: Eukaryota; Metazoa; Arthropoda; Insecta; Ephemeroptera; Baetidae
Product: zinc finger protein 208-like
Exons: 4
Coding region: 1-2526 (841 amino acids)
Biological process (GO): regulation of transcription by RNA polymerase II
Cellular component (GO): nucleus
Molecular function (GO): RNA polymerase II transcription regulatory region sequence-specific DNA binding; DNA-binding transcription factor activity, RNA polymerase II-specific
Source: RefSeq, a predicted model, not a curated record
AUGGCGCACCACCCGCACUUGGUGAACCUGAAAUGCAGCAUUUGUUCUGUGCUGUUCACCAGCAUGGACGCCUUCAAGGCCCACAUGCCGGAGCACGCGAAUGCGGUUGUGGCGAAAAAGGCGUUCAAAUGCAACGUCAACCGCUGCCCCAUGAAAAGGCGCGUCUUUUUAACACAGGAGCUUCUGGAUGCGCACAAGAAACUGCAGCACGCCAACGGCCCCAGCUUGAUCCGCUGCUACUUGUGUCCGACGAGUGUUUCCACUCAUUACGUGUUGAGAAAGCACCUAAUGGAGAUGCACGGAGUUGACGAACCUGACUUCACUGCGCCUCCGCUGCCGCCGCCAGUGGUACUUUUUGACCUCAAAGGUCCCUUGCAAUGCUUCCUUUGUCCCGAGAGAUUUUCUUCAAAGCAAAAUUUGGAAAUUCACAUUUCAAAGCACUUGGACACGGAGCUCAAGUCGGGGACACUUUUCGGCUGCGACAGUUGCGAUUUCUCUGCGCAAACGUACGCGAUUUUACUCAAGCACUAUCGCGUCGUCCACCAGCAGGACAGGCCCAUUCAACGGCGGUGCGACUUUUGCCUCGAUGAAUUCAGACGUGCUCACGAUACUGCAGCUGACAAAGAACACAUGAUGCGCCAUUUCAAAUCGUACCAGUUCAAGUGCAAGAUUUGCGGCAAAUGCAACGCCAACAAGGCCUCGCUGGAAACCCACACAUUGACUUUCCAUCAAAACGAGGAGGGCGUCUUUUGCGACAUUUGCAAGCGGAACCAAACUCGGGCAAGAAUCUGCCAAGAAGAGGGCAUUGACAGCAAUCUUAGGAUGAAACGUCAUCUUGCUCAAAUGAAUCUGAAAUGCAGAAUCUGUUCGAAGACUUUCAUCGACGUCAAUAAGCGCAAAGCCCACUUGCAGGAGCACAAAAAGGAUUCCGAUAGACUUUUCUGCGAGAACGCCGUUUGCGUGAAAAACAGCCUUUCUUUCAUAGACCUGGAUCAUUUGAAGCUGCACAUGCAAAUUUACCACGGAAGUGCAAAGAACCAAACCCAGGCAGGGUGCAGAAUGUGCAAAGAAGGUUCGAUUGACUGCAAGCACAGGAAGCAAUGGCCACUCAAAUGCGGCUGGUGCAAAAAGGCUUUCUUGGGCAUUGAGAAUUUCAAAGCGCACAUCCCGGAGCACAAGAAGGUCAAGAAGGCGUCCAAGAUAAUCCUAAAGGUGACUGAGCAGAUUUCCUGUCAUCUUUGCAAAAUUCCAGUGGUCAAUCUGGCGGAGCAUUUCCUGAUGACUCACAAUGCUACCAGACUUAACGUCAAGUGCGGGUUGUGUUCGAAGCAAUUCGAGAGCAUCGAUUUGUUUAAGAGGCACAUGCCCGAGCACAUGGGAAAACCAAGCGAGGAGACUUGGAAGUACAAAUGCAACUAUAUCAGAUGCAAACAACGGUUUGCCGACAAGAGCUUCUUCAUUACACACGUCAUCCUCAUCCACAAGAAAAAACCUCUUCCUUGCGAGUUCUGCGAUGAAGUUCUGAUCGAUAAACCGCAAUAUCUAGACCACAUGAAAAAUUUCCACAAAAAUAAAUUGCCUGCUCCUGAAACUCUGUGCGACCCCGAAGGUCAAAUGUUUUGCCAAUUCUGCCCCGAGAGGUUUCUGACGAGAGAAAAUUUGGAAAAGCAUAUUUUGCUGCAUUUGGAGAGCCUCCGAGAGAUGGGCCAGCCCCACUGCUGCAAACCAUGCGACUUCGUAACUGGAAGUUACCGUUUUUUGCUUCGCCAUUUGGAGGAUUGGCACAACAUUGAGAGGAAAAUCGUUCCCAAAACCGACUGCGACAUUUGCGGAAAAGUGUUCGAAUACCGCGAUAGUAUGCAAUCUCAUAUGAGGAAUCACUCUGUUCGCCGUCGCGAACGCGAACCCAAGAGGCCCGUUCUUGUUACAUGCGAUAUCUGUGGAAAGAUUCUACUCAAACAUUCCCUCUUGGGUCACAAAAAAUUACUCCAUGAGAAUAAUAUUUCGCUGGUCUGCGAAAUUUGCGGCCAAAUCUUCACCAGCGAAAACUCUCUGAAAAUCCACAUGUAUCGUCAUUCUGAGAUGGAGUUCAACUGUGGGCACUGCGACUACAAAUCUCAUCGGAAACUUUACUUGGAAAAGCACAUUGAGCGCCACAUGACCAAAAAGGUCAAAUGCAGCAUUUGCGGCGCAUCCGUUUUGUAUCUGAAGAACCACUUAAAGAAAAGCCACGGCCCAAAACAGACUUUCCAAUGCAGUAUUUGUGACAAAACUAUUUCCUGCAACCCAAAAGCAAUCAUGACGCACAGGAACAGUCAUCUGGGACUUCGACCUUUCAAAUGCGAAGAGUGCGGAAAGUCGUUCGCAGUUCAAUUCAACAUGCGAAACCACCAACUGAAGAAACACGGCAUCAAAGCCUUUGAAUGCAACAUUUGCAACAAACCGUUCCAAAACGGCCUCAACCUGAAAAAGCACAAGGAGAAAGUGCACUUUAAUUUACCCAAGAGAAGCUUGAAAAUUAGCUAG